This is a messenger RNA of Leguminivora glycinivorella, 1776 nucleotides long. Its product is annotated as solute carrier family 2, facilitated glucose transporter member 8-like. Gene Ontology annotation, cellular component: membrane. Gene Ontology annotation, molecular function: transmembrane transporter activity. Gene Ontology annotation, biological process: transmembrane transport. The transcript is spliced from 10 exons. Bases 25 to 1776 code for a protein of 583 amino acids. Lineage: Eukaryota; Metazoa; Arthropoda; Insecta; Lepidoptera; Tortricidae. The record is from RefSeq and is a predicted model, not a curated record.
GUCCCGCGUCGCUCGCACGCGCCCAUGCAAAGGAAUCGCAUCGAGAGGACCGCGUCGAAGCGAUGGCGGGGGUCGGUGCGGCGGAUAUUGUCAGCGGCCAUUUACAACCUGUCAUGCUUCACACACGGCUGCAGCACUGGCUGGGUGUCAGGAGUGCUGGGCCGCGAGGCGCUGGCGGGCGGAGCAUGGCUCGCUGCUCUGCCGUGUCUCGUCGCACUACCGACUGCGCCCUUCUUCGCCUUCCUGGCUGACGCUCAUGGGAGGAGAGCGGGGGCGGGGGGUGUUGCUGUUACAUUUAUUGUGAGCUGGUCACUAGCGGCGUGGUGCGGUCCCCGCGGCGUCUGGGCCGCCAGGGUCGUCGCGGGCGCCGGGGGCGCGGGGGCUUUGGCACUGGCCCCGCUGUACUGCGCUGAGAUAUCGCCGAGGACUAAGGGGUUGGCUGCCAUGCCUGCUCUGGCUAUCAGUUGCGGCAUCCUCUUCGCUUUUGUGGCAGGUGGCAUACUGUCAGCACACGCUCUGGCUUUAUCAAUGGUAGCCCCUCCAACUGUGCUGCUAUUGUCUCUCGUGUGGCUGCCGGAAACGCCGUCUUUUCUCAUCAGCGUUGGACGAAUGCAGGACGCAGCCAGAGUGAUCUGCUGGCUAGACGGCUCCGACUUCCGCGAGGACCUGACGGACGCCAUCGAACAGCAGGAGGUGAUAAUCAGGACGGAGCCAGGCCGGCGGGAGUCUGAGGCUCUGCAGCCCAUGCUAAGGCGGAGUCGGAGCGAGGGCACUAGUGAGGGGAAGGAACAGUCUGUGUGCUGGGAUCUAUUUCGUCACCGGCGCUCCCGGCGCGCGCUGAUCUCAUGCUGCGUGCUGCUGGCGGCGGCGGCGGGGAGCGGCGCGGGCGCAGCCACCAGCUUCGCGGCCGCCGUGCUCGCGCACUCCGGCCACGCGCUGCCCGCGCUCAACCUUACUGCUUACAACUUCACUGUCUACAACGGAACAGUGUCACGUGGAUGGCGACAGACUUCAGAGACAGGGUCUGUGCUGUGUGGCACGGCGCUCGUUCUGGGAGCUGCCGUGGCCACUGUGACUGUGGACAAGGUUGGACGCAAGGUGCUGCUUCUAAUAUCGUGCGUCGGUAUAGCGUUCUGCCUCGCCCUCCUCGGCUUUUACUGCGACCCUCGCGCUCACAUGUACUCCUGGUAUCCGCACCGCCUGUGGCCUUACCGGAAAACUAUCCCCAAAGAAAAACACGUCAACUAUACUAUCGAAAACACCAAUGCCUUAACAAAUAUAACUGAUAAGCCAUUUUAUUCAAAUGAAAGUAUAGGAGAGAUAAAACUACAGACAGAAAAGGAAGUUAAUGCAAGUAUAGAAGAAACAUCGUCGGUGAAAAUUGAUCCAAACUUAAUGGGGAAUGAAGAUUCAAUAUGGCCAACUGUGAUUCUCUUAUCAAUGGUUUUGUUCCUGUACAACGUUGGUUUAGGAUCCGUGCCUUAUGUAUUGAUCUCGGAAUUGUUUUCAAUUAAUGUCCGCAGCCUCGCUUCAAGCCUCCUCAUCUCCUGGAUGUGGCUGAGCAGUUUCUUCACCCUCCGCUACUUCGGUUCCUUGGCCACCAGCCUCGGUCUCCAUGGAACCUUCUACAUCGGCGCCUGUUCCACCCUCCUCGUCUCCGUCUUCAUCCAUCUCAUGUUACCUGAGACCAGAGGGUUGAACCAGAAGCAGAUAGACGAUUUAUUGAACGGUCCCCUCUUUGUGCAUAAGAAGAGGAAACGUAAGAACGAGACUUGA